AUGGUCUUGCUGGGCUUGGACGCAGUCCGCAUUGCGCACCGCGCACUUGCGACGCCUAGGUCGGCAUCGUGUCUUGGCACGGCACGCUGUGUUUCGCGGUCCGAUUGCCGACGUGUUUGCUUUCGGUUGCCAGCAGCUUAUGCUGGCAGUUUCAAGCGUACGGAUGUAGCUUUCUUCCCCGGUGGCAAGAAUCCAGAACAUCGUGUCAGCAGCAUGCACAGUCUUAAACAGGCGGACUUUGUGGUUCAACACAGGUUCUUUCUGCAACAAGGCCUUGCGAUGUUCUUGCAAAUGCUGAUAACAGCGCGUCAUAGGGCUUGCGGCAUGGCUCUUAGCUCUCUUUAA
This is a messenger RNA of Symbiodinium natans, 345 nucleotides long. Lineage: Eukaryota; Dinophyceae; Suessiales; Symbiodiniaceae. The record is from the annotation of a GenBank genome assembly.